AUGUUAAAGACGGAUUCACUUGAUUUCCACAGUUAUCUACCUCCUUAUCGGUCCUUAAUAAACCCUAAUGCUAGAUAUGACUAUCGAACUCAUAGCCUUAUCCCAUUGACCCAAAAUGAUUUGAACUUAUUACGGAUUGCUUUCCAAAAGAAGAAGGAAGCACCACCAUCUGCUUUCAAAAUGAAGUAUAAAUCCCUAUUGAGUGAUGUGAGUCGAACGAUUUCAAUGAGAUUAAGUAACUCGAAUUUAUUAUCGUCUUCAAGUGCUAAUAAUAACAAUGUGCUACUAUCACCACCACCAUCAUCAAGUUCAACUUUGUCAACACCCUGUGGUAAUAUUCUAAAUCGCGCAGGUACAACAUCCUCCAAUAUCAGUAAAAUAAAUAAUUUACUGCAGAACCAAACUCAAAAUCAAUUGCCCUUAUUUCCUGCCGAAUUACACAUUAAGAACCUCCCUGUUGAAAUUCUAGAUUAUAUUUUUUAUUUGGUUGAUGAUAACUUGGAUUACAAGAGUUGCAUGUACACAUGUAAACUAUUCUAUUUUCUAGCAAAACCCUAUUACUAUGAAAACUUGGUGUUUACAUCAACAUAUCGAUUUGCUCAGUUUGUUACUUAUUUGAGGGUAAAUUCAGAAGUGGGACAGUAUGUCCAGUCAAUUGACUUGUCUGGCAUCAAGCCAGGUUAUGAUGAGGAUGAACAAGAGGAAGGACAAGAAGAAAAUGCUGAAAAUGGGGAAGAAGAAAAUGGAGGUGGGGCUAGAGACCCUCAAUAUUUAUUGGGAGAAAUUGCUGAUAAUCCACAUCAUGAAAGAGUGGAUCAAUUUCCUCGAGGUAAAAUUUUGGCUGGUUGGCGAGAUUGGAAAUUUAAGAAUAAUCCAUUAUAUACUAUUCACCCUUCACCUUCAUUGACAAAAAUAGCAUCAAAUUCCCAGUUUCUGAAUGUUUCCAGUAAAUCAUCUCGAUCAACAAGCUCGAAAUCAUCUUCUUCCACAACCAAGAAGUUUGUGAAACCAUUUAGAUAUUUCAAAUCAAGAAAAAGAAAAAUGUCUUACAGUGGGACUACCAAACUUGAAAGAAAAUCACCAAGGUUGGAACAACUUCAAUUGGAUCAAUACUCGUCAAAUUGGAACAAAAGGGUCAACCUGCAUCCAUUGAUUAACAAAUUUUUACUUCACUAUUCAACGUCCAAAGAUUUACCCAUAGGCUAUAUCUUACAUAUGAUCAAUCUUUGUCCAAAUAUUGUCAGUCUCAAUUUGGGAAAUUUGUCCCUUUCUACUGAUUACGAAAUUUCACGUUCCACUAUUCACAAGUACCAGAAUUUUGAUUUGAUUAACAAUUAUCCAAAAGAUUUGAUUUACAAAGUUGACAACAUUAUGAGAUUAAAUGAUGUUGAUGAUGUUUAUUCAAUUGAUGGGAGUAUAUUGCGUUUUGGUAAUAUCAAUAGUGGUAGUAGUGGCAGCAAUUGGGAAAGAAAUGGCAGUAGUAGCAACAACCGAAUUUUGUUCAAGUCAAAUCAAUCAAUUGCUUCCACUGCAUCGUCAGUAUAUUCGGUUACAACAUUUUCAAAACCAAUUAGAAAAUACAAUAGCUUAUUGCCCCCAUUACCUCAAACUGUUGCUGAUAUAUCUUAUUUGAACAAAGGAGAUGGUAAGGUGUAUCUUUCUGAUUUGAAUUUGAAAGAAAUCAAUAGUGCAUAUUUGAAGAAGAUCAAUGAAGAUGAAAUUUUGUCUGCUAUUAUAAAUGUUCAUGGUAAAAGAUUAAUUGAAUAUGAUACCCUGCUUUAUCAAAUUCCUAAACCAUUGAAUGUUGAUAUCGCUGGUACAUUGAAAUAUAUUAAUUUGUCGUCAAUGAUUUGGUUAAAUCGUAAAUUGAUUGAAAAGUUUUUGACUAGGUUAUUAACGAAAAAGUCGCCAGAAUUGGAUAUGUAUGGUAUUUGUUACACCGAUGAGUUCUUUGAUAGUGACGAGCAAGAAUCUGACGACGACUAUGAGGACUCGGAUGACGAGGAGCAAAGACAAUGUCCAAUCAUUUACAAACAGAAUUUGGUUAUUGAUUUCACCGAUUCUGGAAUGUAUAAGAGUUUACCGUGGGCAAAGAGAAUAGAUCUCAAUAGUUUUGAAGGGUGUCAAUUGGCAAACAAGAUUAUUAACAAUGAUUUGAUGACACCACAAGAGCAGGCUCUAAGACGUGAACGAAGAAGAAGAGGCGCUAUUGCCGCAAACUAUUUAGCUUAA
Candida albicans SC5314 is the source of this 2232-nucleotide messenger RNA. RefSeq lists its product as uncharacterized. Bases 1 to 2232 code for a protein of 743 amino acids. Lineage: Eukaryota; Fungi; Ascomycota; Pichiomycetes; Serinales; Debaryomycetaceae. The record is from RefSeq and is a predicted model, not a curated record. The transcript has a single exon. Gene Ontology annotation, molecular function: protein binding.